Molecule: messenger RNA, 1519 nt
Organism: Spinacia oleracea (spinach)
Lineage: Eukaryota; Viridiplantae; Streptophyta; Magnoliopsida; Caryophyllales; Amaranthaceae
Product: phosphatase IMPL1, chloroplastic
Exons: 10
Coding region: 209-1351 (380 amino acids)
Biological process (GO): inositol metabolic process; phosphatidylinositol phosphate biosynthetic process; signal transduction
Molecular function (GO): inositol monophosphate 1-phosphatase activity
Source: RefSeq, a predicted model, not a curated record
GAAAAAUAAAAUCUAUUUCCCUUCCUUUCCUUUCUUUUCCUUUCUUUUCCCUUUCUUUCUUUUCUCUUCCUUUCCUUUAUUAAUAAUGAACCGGCCUAAGAUUACAACUUCCAAAUGAAUGGCCAACAUGAAGGUAACGGAAACUGUGUUUCAUCAUCGAUAAUCAAAACAGUGCAGAUAAUCUUGUGUCACUGAUCAUCCAAAAAAGAUGGGGAGAUGCUUAAUCUCAUCUUCUGUAACCCCCUCAAAAUUCCGUCAACUACCCACUUCAAUUCGAACAUUCAAUCACCAAACCCAUCAACUAUCGGCAUUCUCUUGUUGUUAUCUGGGAAAUUCAAAACCCCUAAAACAUGGAAAUUUCAGCAGGCAAAUUUCAACGAAAACAAUACAUAUAUCUUCAUCAAGAUAUAAUUUUUGCACAAAAGCUGUUUUAUCUGGGACCCAAUACCCUAAAGUGGGUGCUCAAUCAAUUGGUCCAAUUCCCGGCAAUCAACUUCUUGGGGUUGUUGAAAAAGCUGCCAAAACUGGUGCUGAGGUAGUCAUGGAAGCUGUUAACAAGCCUCGGAAAAUUUCCUAUAAAGGACUUACUGACCUGGUGACUGAAACAGACAAAAUGAGUGAGGCUGCUAUUCUGGAAGUUGUGAAGGCAAACUUCAAGGACCACCUUAUUCUUGGUGAAGAGGGAGGAAUUAUUGGAGAUGCUUCUUCUGAUUACCUUUGGUGCAUUGAUCCUCUAGACGGAACCACAAAUUUUGCUCAUGGUUAUCCUAGCUUUGCAGUUUCUGUGGGUGUUCUGUUCCGAGGGAAACCAGUAGCUGCUGCUGUGGUUGAAUUUGUUGGUGGAGCUUUUUGUUGGAAUACUCGUACAUUUACAGCAGUUGCUGGUGGGGGAGCAUUUUGCAAUGGCCAACGAAUUCAAGUUAGUGCAACUGAUCUGGUGGAGCGAUCUCUUCUUGUGACGGGCUUUGGCUAUGAGCAUGAUGAUGCAUGGAUUACGAAUAUCAAUUUAUUCAAGGAAUUUACAGACAUUAGUCGGGGUGUGAGGAGGCUUGGUGCUGCAGCAGUGGACAUGUGCCAUGUAGCUAUAGGAGUUGCUGAUUCAUAUUGGGAGUACCGUUUAAAGCCAUGGGAUAUGGCUGCUGGUGUUUUGAUUGUUGAAGAAGCUGGUGGGGCUGUAACGUGCAUGGAUGGGGGGAAAUUUUGUGUAUUUGAUAGAUCUGUUAUCGUUUCCAAUGGCUUGCUACAUUCAAAGCUUUUGGAGAGGAUUGGUCCAGCAACCGAGACACUAAAAGAGAAAGGCAUAGACUUCUCCUGGUGGUAUAAGCCUGAAAACUACAACACAGAUCUUUGAAGUUCGGCGUACUUGUAAUAUGGUUUCCUUCUCAUUUUGAAUAGCUUACACAUUUUGAUGUUCCUUUUGUGCUGUAAUUGUUCUUCUGUUUCAACACAUUUGAGCUAAUUGGACAUAUACUAUAAUACUAAUGCAUGUUAUUAAGUUGAGUUUUCUGUUUUCCCGGUA